UGGAAGGCCUACAUGGAUCCAUCUUUAAGAUGGAUGCUUUACACUUUCUGGACUGCAAUGUAGAAAUGCGCUCCAGCCCGCAUGGAACAAUUUUCCUGUUUUGCAUGAUGCCGCUGGCUUCUCUCUCUGCGCGCACGGCUUCUCUCACUGCACUCACGCAACAGAUACAGAAGAAGCUUCAACAGGCUCUAGACUCCCAAUCUCAAAGAUCCAGCUUAUUACAAGAGUUAUUCACAGAUGUAGCUUUAGAGGUUGAUGUUCGUGCUCAAGACAUCAUUCUCAGCAUGGAUGACGAUGGAGCUUCUUCAAGAGAGGAUGGGAUCAAGAGCUCGUUGUGUUUCUACGAUGUGCUUGCUGACCACUAUGCUAAGAUGCCUGAUAGUGGAAAGCCUAUUCUUGAUUUGAUCGUCCAACUAUGGAGCCAGUCAUUUGCGUCUCAUAUUUUUGCACUUCUUUUCCACAAAUGGUUAUUUGAAGUUCCACUUGAGAAUUCAGAUGGUGCUUUACGUUAUGCAUCUGCUCUUGUUCAAGGAGCUACCAAUGUUUUCUGGAUUGAUAUUCAAAGCAAUAAAAGACGGUUUUUCUCAUUGUUUCGUUACCUUUUUGAGGAUGUGACACUUGUCCCCCUGCGCAUAAAUAAAAUUCCUUUGCAGUCCCGACGUGAUCUAUAUCUUCUGCUGUCCAGGUUUCUCUUUUUCUAUGAUAUAGUUGACAAACUAGAUGAAUUCCUGUUUCAUUUUCCCAACUUUCCAAAUGCUUUCUUGGUUGGUGGGCCUGCAGAUGUUUUUGUGAUUGAGUUUACAGACCAGCUUCAAAAGUUGAAGGUGGAACCUGUACUCCUGCACUACUUGUCACAAAUGAAAGUUCUUCAGGGACUGGAGCUAAGACUGACUACAAGCACACGGAUGAAAGCGUGCCUUUAUAGCUUCACUUCUCCAGGCGCUCCAAUGUAUCCAACAAGAGCUGUUCGUCAUGCGGCCUGGGAGGCAUUGGACCUACUUUUCCCUGUGGGACGUUAUCCUCGCCAUCUUAUAAGCUUGUUUUUCCGCUUAUUAUAUCCCUGUUAUUGGCCCUCCUCUUUUUGGAAUUUUAUUUUAUCAUGCAUCGAUGCCAUUAUAACCUACAUAUAUCGAGUGGUUUUCAAUGCAUUGCAGUAUAUGAGGACAAAGAAAGAUUCAUAAUGUAUACCAUAGGGAAAUGGGUUAGGUAUUCAAAGAUAGAACCCAUUGCUCCCUGUCAUAUAUGAAUUUGUUGGUUUGGUUUGCUAGUGUAUGUGUAUCAAGUUGUUGUAUCACCAGAGGCCUGUCUAAAUCUCUCUCCGGAAAACUUUUCGCUGCAGAGGUUGGGAAAAGGCCUUAUUUUAUUUUGGUUGUUAAACGCCCCCUCUCUCUCUCUCUCCCUGCCUUAUGAUCCUGCUAAAAUCUAAGUAAUUGUCUCUCACGUUCAACUGGGAUUGUGUACAUUUUGUAAGAAUAUUUAGCUUUGGUAAAAGAAUACGACAAUCACUUUAAAUUGCACAGCU
Amborella trichopoda is the source of this 1522-nucleotide messenger RNA. RefSeq names its product K-stimulated pyrophosphate-energized sodium pump protein. NCBI's taxonomy places the organism in Eukaryota, Viridiplantae, Streptophyta, Magnoliopsida, Amborellales, Amborellaceae. The record is from RefSeq and is a predicted model, not a curated record.